Molecule: messenger RNA, 2624 nt
Organism: Octodon degus (degu)
Lineage: Eukaryota; Metazoa; Chordata; Mammalia; Rodentia; Octodontidae
Product: zinc finger protein 709-like
Exons: 4
Coding region: 97-2271 (724 amino acids)
Biological process (GO): regulation of transcription by RNA polymerase II
Molecular function (GO): DNA-binding transcription factor activity, RNA polymerase II-specific; RNA polymerase II cis-regulatory region sequence-specific DNA binding
Source: RefSeq, a predicted model, not a curated record
UGAACAUCACCACAGUCCUGGCUGGACUGUCUUGCUUCAGAGCUUCUACUUGUUGCGGGCCGGUUGAGAAGGACUCUGGGAGACACAAACUACACAAUGGAGGCAGUGGCCUUUGAGGAUGUGGCUGUGAUCUUCACCAGGGAGGAGUGGGUUUUGCUGGAUCCUUCCCAGAAGAAGCUCUACAGAGAUGUGAUGUGGGAAACCUUUAGGAAUGUGUCUGCUGUAGAAAGAAACUGCGAUGAACAGAAAAUUGAAGAUGAAUGCAGAUGUUGCAGGAUUAACCUAAGAGGUAAGAAGAUAGAAAAAUGGCAUGUAUGUGAAUUACGGUAUCAAUAUGAAGAAAUGGUUUUUUGGUCUCCAGAUGGUAAUGUAUAUAUAAAAGGAAUCAGUACAAACUUAAGUGAAUUCCUUGCCUGUGGAAAGUCCCUGAUUGGUUACUCAUCAGCAAAUAUGCCCAGCAUAGCUAACAUUGAACUUAAAACUUGUGAGUGUCAGGGAUUUCAGAAAAGGCCAUCUAACUGUAGCAAACAUAGGGAAGUCUGCACUGAAUUACAGUCCUUUCAGAAACAUGCUAAGACAACUACUGGAGAGAAAGCCUAUGAAUAUAAGGAGUGUGGAAAGUCCUAUUCUGAGUACACUGAAGGAACUAACAUAGAAGAGAAGUCCUUUGAAUAUAAGCAAGAUAUGAAAGCAUUUAGUACACUGAACUGUGUUCAGACCCAAAAAAGACCUCACAGUGGAAUGGAUACACAUAUAUGUAUACAGAGUACAACAGGUUUUAAUUCUCAUCAUGAUGUUCAGAAACAUGAAAGAGUUCACACUGGAGAAAAACACUCUGUGUGUAAGUACAAUGAAAAAUCCCUAACUAAUAACUCUUCAUUUUGUAACCUUGAAAGAGGAGAAACUGGAGAGAAGUGUUACAUGUGCAAGCAAUGUGGGAAGGCUUUCAGUAGACAGACUGAUUACAAAAGACAUGAAAGGACUCAUUCUGGAGUGAAAUCCUACAUAUGUAAGCAAUGUGGGAAAGCAUUUCGCACAAAAUUUAAUUGUGAAAAUCAUGAAAAAAUUCACUCUGGGGAGAAACCCUAUGUAUGUAAGCAAUGUGGGAAAGCUUUUGUCACACAAUUCAGUUGUCAAAUUCAUGAAAGAACUCACACUGGGGAGAAACCCUAUGUAUGUGAUCAAUGCAGGAAACGUUUUAGGAGACACAUUCAUUUUCUAGUACAUGUAAGAACUCACACUGGAGAGAAACCCUAUGUAUGCAAGCAAUGUGAGAAAGCAUUCAUCACAAAAGAUAAUUGUGAAAGACAUGAAAAGACUCACACUGAAGGAAAAUAUUACGUAUGUAAGCACUGUGGAAAAGCUUUUAGCACACAAUUUAUUUGUCAAAAUCAUGAAAGCAUUCACAGUGGAGAAAAGCCCUAUGUAUGUGUGCAUUGUGGGAAAGCCUUCAGCACACAAUCGAGUUGUCAAAAUCAUGAAAGAAUUCACAGUAAGGAGAAAUGCUAUAAAUGUAAACAAUGUGGAAAAGCAUUCAGCACACAAUCUAAUUGUCAAAAUCAUGAAAGAAUUCACACUGGGGAAAAACCCUAUGUAUGUAAGCAAUGUGGGAAAUCAUUUAUUACACAGGUAACUUGUCAAGUUCAUGAAAAAACUCACACUGGAGAAAAACCUUAUGUAUGUAAGCAGUGUGGGAAAGGAUUUAUCACACGUAGUAAUUGUCAGAUACAUGAAAGAAAACACACUGGGGAGAAACCCUAUGUGUGUAAACACUGUGGAAAAUCUUUCAGCAUACAUGGCAACUGUAAAAGACAUGAAAGAAUUCACACUGGAGAGAAACCUUAUGUUUGUACACAAUGUGGGAAAGCUUUUGGCACAUACAGUCAAUGUAAAACACAUGAAAGGAUUCACUCUGGUGAGAAGCCCUAUGUAUGUAAGCAAUGUGGGAAAUCAUUUAGUGCAUACAGUCAUCGUAAAAUACACGAAAGAAUUCAUACUGGAGAGAAACCUUACACAUGUAAACAUUGCGGGAAAGCUUUCACUACACAGAGUUAUUGUCAAAUUCAUGAAAGAAUUCAUACUGGGGAGAAACCCUAUACAUGUGAUCAAUGUGGGAAAGCUUUCUGCAGACGCAGUGAUUUUCAAGUACAUGUAAGAAUUCACACUGGAGAGAAACCAUAUGUGUGUAAGCAUUGUGGGAAAGCAUUCAUCAGAAGAGAUAGUUGUAAAAGUCAUGAAAAAACUCACACGACAGAGAAACCCUAUGUAUGAAACUUAUGUGAUAAAGAUUUCCCCACCCAGAGUAACUGUCAAAAUCAUGAAAUAACUCACAAUUCUUGGAUAGUAUAUCUGAAAGGAUAUGGAAAAGUUUUGAACACAUAGUAAUUAGGAAAUACCUGACCAUCUACACUAGAAAUAUUUUUUUUUGGGCGGGGGGCACCAGAGAUUGAAUUCAAACCUUACACUUACCAGGCAGGCUUUUAUGCUUCUGAGCUAUCUCCCUGGCCCUGAGAAAUUAUAUAGUCAUUGUUGGGUUACAUUCUUUACAUUCUAAUGUCAUCAAUUAUAUGAAACAAUUGCAUUGAAUAAUGUAUAGCAAACAUUGUAGCAAUCAAUAUGUAGCA